Messenger RNA from Gregarina niphandrodes, 1566 nucleotides. RefSeq names its product Myo-inositol-1-phosphate synthase. The coding region runs from base 1 to 1566 and encodes 521 amino acids. NCBI's taxonomy places the organism in Eukaryota, Apicomplexa, Conoidasida, Eugregarinorida, Gregarinidae. Gene Ontology annotation, biological process: inositol biosynthetic process; phospholipid biosynthetic process. The record is from RefSeq and is a predicted model, not a curated record. Gene Ontology annotation, cellular component: cytoplasm. The transcript has a single exon. Gene Ontology annotation, molecular function: inositol-3-phosphate synthase activity.
AUGGUUCGCCCAACUUCAAACCUUACUUGCGAGAUUGCUCGCCCACUUAUUGUGACUGGCGCAGAGGAGAAGGAUGGCUACCUUUACUCAUCGCACUCUUAUACACGUACUGUAGUUGACGCGCAGGAGGCUCGCAUGGUGGCUACCACCAAGACCACUAAGGUGGACUACCGUACGGAGGUUCGGGUCCCUCGGGUGGGUGUGAUGUUUAUAGGACUGGCGGGCAACAACGGGACCACUUUGGCUGCCGGUCUGCUGGCGAACAAGAAGGGUGUCACUUGGGAGACACAGCGAGGUGAUCGCCGUGCGAACUGGCUGGGGUCUGUGGCCAUGACUGCAACUUGUAAAGUCGGCGUCAACGAACAGAACGGGGAGGAAAUUUAUAUGCCGGUUAACCGUUUGCUGCCCAUGCUGCACCCCGACAACCUGGUAUUGGGUGGUUGGGAUAUUAAUGCCAUGCCACUGGACGAGGCCAUGAAGCGAGCUGGAGUAUUGCCUGUGGAGGUCCAGCGUCAGCUCCGCGAGGAGAUGAACGGGAUCGCAGUCUACCCAGGGGUGUAUGACUACGACUUUAUCGCCACCAACCAAGAAGUUAGAGCUGACCAUGUGAUAACCCGCAAGGACAAGCAGGGCCAGCUCGAGACGCUGAGGAGCAACAUCCGCGAGUUCAAGAAGGCCAAUGACCUAGAGAAGGUGAUUAUUUUCUGGAAUGGCAAUACGGAACGCUUCAGCGACCACCUUGAGGGUGUCCACGACACUGCCGAGCACCUGCUGGAAGCAAUCAGAAACAACACCACCGAGAUCGCUCCCUCGCUGCUGUACUGUGUGGCCGCAGUCUUGGAGGGUUGCGCCUAUGUGAAUGGCUCGCCACAGAACACCUUUUGCGACGGAGUUUUGGAGUUAGCGAAGCAGAAAGGUGUGUAUCUAGCAGGCGACGACCUGAAGACGGGUCAGACCAAGUUCAAGUCGGUGAUGGCCGACUUUUUAGUGUCCACUGGCCUGAAGCCUGUGUCGAUCGUGAGCUACAACCACUUAGGUAACAACGACGGACUCAAUCUGAGUUCCGAGAAGCAGUUCAGGAGCAAGGAGAUCACCAAGGCGUCAGUGGUUGACGACAUGAUCGCCAGCAACAGUCUUCUUUACAAAGAGGGCGAGCACCCCGACCAUCUCAUCGUAAUUAAAUACGUGCCGACCGUAGGCGAUAGCAAGCGUGCCUUGGACGAGUACACGGCCGAUAUUUUCAUGAACGGCGCGCAGACGGUGGUGGUCCACAACACCUGCGAGGACAGCUUGCUCGCCGCACCCAUCAUUCUUGACCUGGUUUUGUUUAUGGAACUGCUGCAACGCAUCCACGUCAAGACCGAACAGGACCAGGAGUUCCAGCAGCUCGACACGCUGGCAUCACUCCUCUCCCUUUUCCUCAAGGCGCCCCAAGUCCCUAAACACGCUCCCGUCAUCAACGCCCUCUUCCCCCAAAGGGAAGCACUUGUGGACUUCCUCAGGGCCGCCGCUGGCCUCCCCGCCACCGACUAUAUAGCACUUAAUUACAGACGCACCCAAAACUAA